GGAAGAUGCCGCUGGCGCAGCUGGCGGACCCGUGGCAGAAGAUGGCUGUGGAGAGCCCCUCCGACAGCGCUGAGGAUUAUAUCUUUAUCCUUGAAAUUUAAAAACAUUUGCCAGGACAUGUCUUGGUGUUGAUGAUCUCUGUUGAACCUUCUCAGUCUGCAGUCUCAGGAUAAAUGAGGAGCUGAUUCUUAAUCCUGUCACAUUGAAUGGACAGCAAAUUAUGGAUGAACCUAUGGGAGAGGAGGAGAUUAAUCCACAAACUGAAGAAGGCAGUAUCAAAGAAAUUGCAAUCACACAUCAUGUGAAGGAAGGACAUGAAAAGGCAGAUCCUUCCCAGUUUGAGCUUUUGAAAGUAUUAGGGCAGGGAUCAUUUGGAAAGGUGUUCUUAGUUAAAAAAAUCUCAGGCUCUGAUGCUAGACAGCUUUAUGCCAUGAAGGUAUUAAAGAAGGCCACACUGAAAGUUCGAGACCGUGUUCGGACGAAAAUGGAGCGUGAUAUCUUGGUAGAAGUCAAUCAUCCUUUCAUUGUCAAAUUGCAUUAUGCUUUUCAAACUGAAGGGAAGUUGUAUCUUAUUUUGGAUUUUCUCAGGGGAGGAGAUUUGUUUACACGUUUAUCCAAAGAGGUGAUGUUCACAGAAGAAGAUGUCAAAUUCUACUUGGCUGAACUUGCACUUGCUUUAGACCAUCUGCAUAGCCUGGGAAUAAUCUAUAGAGACUUAAAACCAGAAAACAUACUUCUUGAUGAAGAAGGUCACAUCAAGUUAACUGAUUUUGGCCUAAGUAAGGAGUCUAUUGACCAUGAAAAGAAGGCUUAUUCUUUUUGUGGAACUGUGGAAUAUAUGGCUCCAGAAGUAGUCAACCGGAGAGGUCAUACCCAGAGUGCUGACUGGUGGUCUUUCGGUGUGUUGAUGUUUGAAAUGCUCACUGGUACACUACCUUUCCAAGGAAAAGAUCGUAAAGAAACAAUGACUAUGAUUCUUAAAGCCAAACUUGGGAUGCCACAGUUUCUGAGUCCUGAAGCCCAGAGUCUUUUACGAAUGCUUUUCAAACGGAAUCCUGCAAACAGAUUAGGUGCUGGACCAGAUGGAGUUGAAGAAAUUAAAAGACAUUCAUUUUUCUCAACAAUAGACUGGAAUAAACUGUAUAGAAGAGAAAUUCACCCACCUUUUAAGCCUGCAACUGGCAGGCCUGAAGAUACAUUUUACUUUGAUCCUGAGUUUACUGCAAAAACUCCCAAAGAUUCACCUGGCAUUCCACCUAGUGCUAAUGCACAUCAGCUUUUUCGGGGGUUUAGUUUUGUUGCUAUUACCUCAGAUGAUGAAAGCCAAGCUAUGCAGACAGUUGGUGUGCAUUCAAUUGUUCAGCAAUUACACAGGAACAGUAUUCAAUUUACUGAUGGAUAUGAAGUAAAAGAAGAUAUUGGUGUUGGCUCAUACUCCGUUUGUAAGAGGUGUAUACAUAAAGCCACGAACAUGGAGUUUGCAGUGAAGAUAAUUGAUAAAAGCAAGAGAGACCCAACAGAAGAGAUUGAAAUUCUUCUUCGUUAUGGACAGCAUCCAAACAUCAUUACUCUAAAGGAUGUGUAUGAUGAUGGAAAAUAUGUAUAUGUAGUAACAGAACUUAUGAAAGGAGGUGAAUUGCUGGAUAAAAUUCUUAGACAGAAGUUUUUCUCUGAGCGAGAGGCCAGUGCUGUCCUGUUUACUAUAACCAAAACUGUUGAAUAUCUUCAUGCACAAGGGGUGGUUCACAGAGACUUGAAACCUAGCAACAUUCUUUAUGUGGAUGAAUCUGGUAAUCCAGAAUCUAUUCGAAUUUGUGAUUUUGGCUUUGCAAAACAGUUGAGAGCAGAAAACGGUCUUCUUAUGACUCCUUGUUAUACUGCAAAUUUUGUUGCACCAGAGGUUUUGAAACGACAAGGUUAUGAUGCUGCCUGUGAUAUAUGGAGUCUUGGUGUCCUCCUUUAUACAAUGCUUACUGGUUACACUCCAUUUGCAAAUGGUCCUGAUGAUACUCCAGAGGAAAUAUUGGCACGAAUAGGUAGUGGAAAAUUUUCACUCAGUGGUGGUUACUGGAAUUCCGUUUCAGAUACAGCAAAGGACCUGGUGUCAAAGAUGCUUCAUGUAGAUCCUCAUCAGAGACUGACUGCUGCUCUUGUGCUCAGACAUCCUUGGAUUGUCCACUGGGACCAACUGCCACAAUACCAACUAAACAGACAGGAUGCACCACAUCUCGUAAAGGGUGCCAUGGCAGCUACAUACUCUGCUUUAAACCGUAAUCAGUCACCAGUUUUGGAACCAGUAGGCCGUUCUACUCUUGCUCAGCGGAGAGGUAUUAAAAAAAUCACCUCAACAGCCCUGUGAAGUGACCUCAGUGAGAUAUUUGGUACCAUGAUGUAAGCUGAUAGCACAAGUUCUGGCGACAGGUAGCACAUACCUGAGAGACAUCCUGCAAGCACACACUGUCCCAGCUGGUACCCAUAAUGCUGCUGCUCCUGCUGCUCCUGCUUUCGUCUCUUCUCGCUUUGAUUGUUAGCAAGUUAGGUUUUCCUGGAGCUUUGAAAUGAAAAUGAAAACAUGAUGAAGAUAUAAUCACUGAAUCAACAAGAAAAAUAAUGAACACAUGAAUACCACCUAAAAUACACUGAAUAAAAGUACUCUACACCAUAUAGCAUUAUUUUUAUAGAAAAUAUUUCAUGUCCCCUAAAUAUUCUUUGUUAGUUAUAGGGAUGGACAGUUUAUGUUAAGCACUUAGCUUAAACAAUCCGUUUAUAUUAGCACUGUAUCCCUUGUGCCAUCCAACAUUUUGUAUGUUUUUGUAAACAGUUCAUAUACAGUACAUUUCUGUACUGCUUUCUUUAAUGUAUACAUGCCUUGUUUAACUUGGAGUCUAUUAAUCAAUUGACUAUUAAAUCUGGAUAAAUAGUUCACCUGGAUUAACAGUAUUGUUGGGAAAACUUAAAGAUGGCCAGAUUGAUUGAACAGAUUUGAUUGAACAGCUGUUGAAUGUAAUUCUUUCAAAUUGUACAUAUUUUCCUCCAUUUCUUUCACUGGUUUGUUCAUUUGUUUCUUCAAGUCAGGUGCUCUGUCAGACUAACCUAAAGAGCUGUUAAUGGUAAAGAAAGUUGUGUGUGUGUGGCAUGAAAUCAAGAAUACACCUAUGAAGUUAGUCCAUAUACUUUGUGAUUUCUUAGGGUUUCUUUAAGGAAGUAAUCCUCCACUUUUAACCUUACAUAGUCCUCAUACUUAGUAUUUGGCAUAUCAUUUGAAAUCUUGCCAACACACAUGAAAGGCCUUUAAAAGAAUCAUAUUAAAGAAAUUGGAAAAGGAAAAUUUAGCAAUUGAUAACUAAAGCCUUACUGGAUAUUUCAUGUUUAAAUAGAUAUUCUAUAUUAAACACUAAUUUGAAUGUAAUAAAGGCCACAGGUCUCCAUAUGAAAUUGGAUUUAAACUUUCUUAUUCUAGAGAAUAAAAUAUUCUUGGCCAAACAGUAUCUGUUCUAACCUGAAGUCAUAGCUGAGGCAGGCUCAAUGACUGAUCAGCACUGACUGUUUUCUGAACCCUGCUGAUGGUUUAUAGCCAUAUGAUGUUUCCUUUGACUUCAGUGGUGACCAGUUUUCAUAAUGGUCCUUGGCUGUGCUUCAGUGCAGUAUUCAGUAUCUCCAUCUACCUUGCUAGUUUCCAGUUUCAUUUAACAAAAGAAACUUUUGUACCCAUCAUUACCCAUAUCUUUGUCACACUACCCAGUGUACAUUAAUAUGUGAUGUGAAAAACAUGAGCAAAGGAAAAGUGAUUUAACUUAAACCUCAUUAGGAAUGUGCCCCAGUAGAUGUGUCACUUACUGAGCCAUUUACAUUAUAAAUCUUUUCACUCAGAGUACAAA
Arvicola amphibius (Eurasian water vole) is the source of this 3878-nucleotide messenger RNA. It is a transcript of the gene Rps6ka3, whose product is annotated as ribosomal protein S6 kinase A3. NCBI's taxonomy places the organism in Eukaryota, Metazoa, Chordata, Mammalia, Rodentia, Cricetidae. The transcript is spliced from 24 exons. The record is from RefSeq and is a predicted model, not a curated record. Gene Ontology annotation, biological process: intracellular signal transduction; protein phosphorylation. Gene Ontology annotation, molecular function: ribosomal protein S6 kinase activity; ATP binding; magnesium ion binding. Bases 221 to 2359 code for a protein of 712 amino acids.